AGGGGCCGCGGCCGCCCCUCCCCCCCGGGCCGCGGGGGGAGGGGCGCGCGGAGUGGGACUCUUUCCGUUUGGUCCAGCCCCGCGGUGCACGCAGUUCCCAACACUUCUCGUCAUCCUCUCUCUGCUCUCUUUAUUCUGCUGAGCGGUGCUGUUAGGAUUUCUUUCUCUCUCUUUUUUCCCCUACCUCCUCCUUCUCCUCCUCCUCCUCCCUUGACCACGCUCGCAAUGGUGGGUAGCUGCAAGGUGGCCCUGGCAGGGGAGGGGUUUGAUGUGGACAUUGGGGCACCGGGCGAGAAAGGUCUCCUUUCAACUUUGUCUUGUGGCUUGCACCCCGGGAGGAGGCCACAUGCCGAUUGUGGGGUGUAGAUGUGCUGGGAGUGAUUUCUAAGUAGUUGAGUUGUUGAGAUGAGGGUACGACGGCUAAUGGUAGGCAGGUUUUGUUUUCGUGGGUGAAUCCGGUGUCAUCAUAUUCCGGUCAUAUGUUGAAAUAUUCUUUGUUUAGGUCUUGAAGUAGAGGAUCUCCCUCUGCACGUCCACAUUGUGUUGUUUUUAAAUGAUGUCUUCGGGAGUAUGGAUUUCUAGAAUCUCAAAUGUGAUUUUAAGGUCUCGGCAUGUGUGGGCCUCAGCACUGGCCUUGACAGUGAACUUUGUGGCUGCUUUUUUUUUUUUUUUUACUUCUAAGAUUUUACUCUAUAGCUGGGAUGCUAGUUAUGCUUAAUGGUAGGUAUCAGCAAUGUAGAGUCUUGAGCUGAGGAAGUUAGAGAGGGAAGGGCAUUUAUUUAUUAAUAAUUGAUAGCUGAAUGUUAGAAUCAGAUUCAUUUGGGCUGGUUGAAGGUUUUUUUUCCUCCCUUUUUCUUUUAAAGCAGUCAUGCACUCUAGGAAGGAAGCCUUUUGGCAGGCACUCUUCAUGGUGGUUCUUUGGGGGCACUCGGGGGGGGGGUCACCCUGUAGGAGAUCUUCAGCAUCAUCUGUAGCUUUAUUGAGGGCCUGUUCAGGGGGCUCAAAUUAAGGCUAAGAAGUGUAAGGCUACUUUUUGGGAAAGUCUUUCUGUUAUUUGUUUACAUUUCAUGUCUCCUCGCUUUUGGGCAGUAGAGAUAAAUAGGUCAGCGCUCCUAUUGGUUUUUGAAGGUUAACCCCCUCCCCCUUUUUCAAAGUUUUACCAUCUACUUGGUUUACAGCCUUGUAGGAAAGCAUUACUGAAAUUUUCCUGCGAAUACUGUUACUCAUUUUAAUUUCGUGCUUUUACAUAUUCAAAACUUGACUUGGAAACUGGGAUUAGAGAGCUGAAGGAGAGCCAGUUUCCCCAAAAUUGGACUUCUCAGAACCUUUAAUAUGCUAAUGUGCAUUGUGAAUCUCCAAGAUGGGGAUAUGAUAUGCAGCAUUCUUGAAUCCUUCUAAUGACAGGGAGCCCACUACCUCAUAAGCUGCAGCAACAAGAGGAGCUUGUUAUUUUAAACGGAGGCUGAAGACACUGUAGAAUUAGCAGACAUAAGAGAAAGUGGAGAAGGUAGAGGAUGGAGUUGCAGACUCUACAGGAGGCUCUUAAAGUGGAAAUUCAGGUUCACCAGAAACUGGUUGCUCAAAUGAAGCAGGAUCCACAGAUAUUUUUUCUUUCCAAUCAGAAUGCUGACUUAAAGAAACAGCUUCAUGAACUCCAAGCCAAAAUCACAGCUUUGAGUGAGAAACAGAAAAGAGUAGUUGAACAGCUGCGGAAGAACCUGAUAGUCAAGCAAGAGCAGCCGGACAAGUUCCAGAUACAGCCAUUGUCACAGUCUGAAAAUAAACUACAAACAGCACAGCAGCAGCCACUACAGCCACUACAGCCACUGCAGCAGCAGCAGCAACAACAGCAGCAGCAGCAGCAGCAGCAGCAGCAGCAGCACGCCCAGCAGUCAGCAGCACCGCCCAGCCUGACUGCAUCACAGAAGACUGUAACUACAGCUUCUAUGAUUACCACAAAGACACUACCUCUCGUCUUGAAAGCAGCAACUGCGACCAUGCCUGCCUCUGUUGUGGGCCAGAGACCUACCAUUGCUAUGGUGACCGCCAUCAACAGUCAGAAAGCUGUGCUCAGCACUGAUGUGCAGAACACACCAGUCAACCUCCAGACGUCUAGUAAGGUCACUGGGCCUGGGGCAGAGGCUGUCCAAAUUGUGGCAAAAAACACAGUCACUCUGCAGGUUCAAGCAACACCUCCUCAGCCCAUCAAAGUACCACAGUUUAUCCCUCCUCCUAGACUCACUCCACGUCCAAACUUUCUUCCACAGGUCCGACCCAAGCCUGUGGCCCAGAAUAACAUUCCUAUUGCUCCAGCGCCUCCUCCCAUGCUUGCAGCUCCUCAGCUUAUCCAGAGGCCUGUCAUGCUGACCAAGUUUACACCUACAACCCUCCCCACAUCCCAGAAUUCCAUCCACCCCGUCCGUGUCGUCAAUGGGCAGACCGCAACCAUAGCCAAAACGUUCCCCAUGGCCCAGCUCACCAGCAUUGUGAUAGCUACUCCAGGGACCAGACUUGCUGGACCUCAGACUGUACAGCUUAGCAAACCAAGCCUUGAGAAGCAGACAGUUAAAUCCCACACAGAAACAGAGGAGAAACAAGCAGAGAGCCGUACCGUCACUCCACCUGCUGCACCAAAACCAAAACGAGAAGAGAACCCUCAGAAACUUGCCUUCAUGGUGUCUCUAGGGUUGGUAACACAUGACCAUCUAGAAGAAAUCCAAAGCAAGAGGCAGGAGCGAAAGAGAAGAACAACAGCCAACCCGGUGUACAGCGGGGCCGUCUUCGAGCCAGAGCGUAAGAAGAGUGCAGUCACUUACCUUAACAGCACAAUGCAUCCUGGGACACGGAAGAGAGGUCGUCCUCCAAAAUACAAUGCAGUGCUGGGGUUUGGAGCCCUUACCCCAACAUCCCCCCAAUCCAGUCAUCCCGACUCCCCUGAAAAUGAAAAGACAGAGACCACAUUCACUUUCCCUGCACCUGUGCAGCCUGUGUCCCUGCCCAGCCCCACCUCCACAGACGGUGAUAUCCAUGAGGAUUUUUGCAGUGUUUGCAGAAAGAGUGGCCAGUUACUGAUGUGUGACACAUGUUCCCGUGUGUAUCAUCUGGACUGCUUAGACCCGCCUCUGAAAACAAUUCCCAAGGGCAUGUGGAUCUGCCCUAGAUGUCAGGACCAGAUGCUGAAGAAGGAAGAAGCAAUUCCAUGGCCUGGAACUUUAGCCAUUGUUCAUUCCUAUAUUGCCUACAAAGCAGCAAAAGAAGAAGAGAAGCAGAAGCUACUUAAGUGGAGUUCAGAUCUAAAGCAGGAGCGGGAGCAGCUGGAGCAGAAGGUGAAAGAGCUCAGCAGCUCUAUAAGUAAAUGUAUGGAGAUGAAGAACACCAUCCUGGCGAGGCAGAAGGAAAUGCGCAGCUCCCUGGACAAGGUGAAACAGCUCAUCCGCCUCAUCCAUGGCAUCGACCUCUCCAAGCCUGUAGACUCUGAGGCCACGGUGGGGGCCCUCUCCAACGGCCCAGACUGCACCCCCUCUACCAACGCCGCCUCCACCCCCACCCCCUCCCCCUCCUCGCAGAGCUGCACAGUGAACUGUAACCCGGGGGAAGAGACUAAAUAACAGAGCCCUCGAGGAGAUGCCGCAGUCCCAGUGGCAAGGAGACUCGAGAAAAGCAAAGCCGGAUUCUUCUGGAAAGUACAGAAUUCUUUUGGUUCUUUGGUUCCAGAGAGAGAGAAGAUGUUUGUGCCAGGUGGCACCCGAGUUUGCCAAUUGAUUCUUCUUAUUCUGUGUGUACAUGCAAAGAUUGGACCAUGUUACAUGAAAUAGUGCCAGCUGGAGGUUCUUUGCCAGCACCAUGCCAAGUGAAAUAAUAUAUUUACUCUCUCUAUUAUACACCAGUGUGUGCCUGCAGCAGCCUCCACAGCCACGGUGGGUUUGUUUUUGUUUUGUUGGGUGGGGAGCAGGGACGGGCGGAGGGAGAGCAGGUUUCAGAUCCUUACUGGGAGCCGUUUGUUUAGGUAGAAAAGACAAGUCCAAAGAGUGUGUGGGCUUUCCUGUUCCUAAACUUUCACUACCAUAAAACCAAAAAAACAAAAAAGAGGAAAAAAAAGAAAAAAAAGGAAAUAGAGGUUUAACUAACCCAGUGCCCAGAGGAGGGCCGGGGAAGGCUGGGGGGACAAGGGUGGGAAAGUAUAUGACAUAAGCAGUAUUUAAUGUUUCCGGAGGGGCCCUAGUGCCAGGAGAGCCCAGGUCCCUCCCAGCUCCGCUGUCUCCCACAGCCUCCAGCACCCGUUCCCGCCCUCUGCUUGGUGUAGUGCACAGCCCCAGGUGGUCCCCAGGCCUUGCUGAAGCAGGGAAGGGAAGGUGUGUGGUCCAGGAGGGAGAAAGGCGGAUCAGAGGUUUUACUUGAAAACAAGCUCCAUCCUUUUUCUAUAUUUAUAAGAAGAGAAGGUUCUGAGCAGGGCAGCGUGACCCAGGUGUGUGGCACGACCAGGUGUGUGUGAAUGGAGACAACCCUUUUCUCUUCUUCAAGCUUAUUUUUUGUUUCUGUUCUUGUUUUGUUUAAACCAAGUUUUAUUUCAUGGUUUAUUUUACCUUCUGUGUUUUUGUUUUUGUAACAAGAACUAAAAUGAGGAAUAGAAAGCUGUUUCAGGCUGACAGUCCUUUAAGGGUAGCGAGACCUUGCAUGGUAGAUUAGCGUCACAGUGUCGGUGAGGUCAGUGAGUCUUUGUGCGUCCUGUGUCAUCGUUCAGGCACCAUUUGGUUGUUUGGUUUGGUUUUGUUUUUCUUUCUGGUGUCUUUUUGUUUUGUUUUGUUUUGUUUUGUUUUUAAUGCAAGGGCAAAAAAAAUCUUUGUACCUGGGGAAAACAACAGCAACUUUCUUUUUUUAAUUAAAAAGGAAAAUAAAAGAUAUUGAGGUCUUCCUAGUGUUACUUAAAUUAAGAUCAAGGUAAGAAACAUUGUAAAAAAAAUUACAAAAGUGCUAUUUGUUUCCUAAAAAAAAAAAACAAAACAAAAAACAAAAAAAACAGUGAUUUAUAUUAAAAAGGUGUCAGAACUGGAGAAAAUGCCGUGUAGUUAUAAUUUUUUAGCACAGAACCUGCUGACCACGAUGACAUUUUGCUGUGUUUGUGUCUCUAGACUGGUGGGCCAGUCUUUAGAGUGGCAGGUCCUCCUGUCUCCUCCCUCCUCAGACUGUGCUGUCUUUUUUGAUACAGGGAUUGCAUCUCCUGUGCUUGAAGCCAAAAUGGAGUGUGCAUGGUGUGAGGGCCUCCCCAUGGUCUCAGACUUUGCUAGAGUGCAGGCUGGCGCCCACCUAAGACCUUCCUUUGGUGCUGCUCUCAGUCUUACAGCCACCAGCAUUCCAUAUGCCUCGGGGGCGCCUCGGGGGACUGACCAGCGAGGCUCCUUGCUGCCUGUACACUUGGCCUGUGGGGUGGGGUGGGGUGUAGGCUGGCUGGAGCAGAACUAAGGAGGGGGUCCCUUGAGGGCUCAUAUGUCUCUCAGAGCCCAGGUGGCCUUCAAGUCCAUCUUGUGUUGAAGAAAGGUCUGCAACUCCAGCUGUCCUCUGCCUCCUGGCGCCAGGCUCACAGUUCACUCCAUCCCACCCACCCACAUGCUUCCUGGGUGUCUCUGAGCUAGAAUCACUAUGCUUGCCUUGUCUGGCCUAUUGUGGCCUUUUCUUCCUGGAAAACUGGGGUUCUGAAAGGCUCUCUAGUCAUCUCCCCUACAAACCAUGGGGAAAGUAACUGAGAUGCAUGCUCCCACUGGAAACCUUUGUCUAUUACAUGUCCUCGAGUGAAGGGACAGAGGCCUAGGUCCUGCCCUCAGGUCCACAAGCAGCAUCCCUGGAACCCACCGGCCCCCCAAGUCUAGGAAUAGCAGGAAAGGCCCCUUUGCUUCCUCUUGCCCUGUUAGGUCCUGGAUCCUGACAGUAACUACAGCAGACAGGGGUGCUCCUGAGAGUGAGCAAGGCCCAUCCACACCAGCCGGCCAUUCCUUGCCCCAGCAUUUGAGAAGGGGGUGUAGUUUGGCUGUACCAGCCUCAGCGUCAGGCCUCUGACUUCAGGUCAGGUUGACUGAGGGGAGCAGAAAAGAUCCCUCUUUUCUUAUUCUGAAACUAAGGUGCUAACUCUAGUUAGUGAGCUUUGGAGAUGCCUGGACUAGUUGGAGGAAUCUUUGGCAGAGGAUCAGAGAGACCAGCAGCAGGCUGAUGCCCUGUCUUGGCUCCCCCAACCUCCCAACCUCUUGUUGGACUUGUCUGGGCCCAUAGGCUAGGGCUUGGCACACAGUGCCUACCUGGGAUGGAAAGAGGUUGAGAAGCCAUCAAUCCCUACAGGCCUUUGCCCCAGAAGGGCUGCUUGCUGGUGACCAUGCAGGAAUUGAGCAACAUAGAUUCCCUUCUUGUAAUGUUUGGAAAUGAACUGCUUGAGUCUACUGGAGCGGAGUGAAAAAUGUAGCUCUGCUCUAGGCCUCCACUGCAGGCCCUGUCCCUCAGUCUACACGCCUGUCACUCUCAGAACAAAGCUCCUGUCCCCUUAGACCUGUGAGUCCCUGUGACCACCUGGGACACACAUGCUGUUCUCCUGACCCGCCUCCAUCCCGCCACCUUCCCUCCCAUGCCCUCAGUGUAUUGCUUCCAGCCACGUGUGUGGGGCCCGCCGGCUCGGCAGGUGCUUUGGAGGGCCUUGGACCGGGAGCGCCCUGUCCCAGGUCAGGCUGGCAGGUGCAGGCUGUAAAGGCAGUGAGGUCAGCACCACCAUCUCACCUUCCUCACGUGAAGGGUCCUUCCUCCUUCUGAGCCCACUGUCUUCUUCCCUCUGCUGAUCCACCAGUCCUCAUCCCUUCUUUCCUUCCCUGCCUGCUGAUGGCACCCUUCAGGGAGGACUCGACUAGGGGCAGUCCGUCCCUGGAUGGCUUUACCUGUGUGGGGCCUGUCUCUAGAGCCAGUGACAACCACCAGGCAGCCUCCAGCUGGCCCCCAUCUUAGUGACUGGUUUCCUCUAGGGCCACCUCUCCUGCUGCUGCUUCCUGUCUGAAACCCAACAGGCAGUGUUAAGGGUGCGUGUGUACCCAGCACUGACCCAGGGUUUCCAGCUGUCCGUCUGCAUGUACAGCUGCCUCUCCGCCACCUCUCUCGGGGCUAUUGGAGCCCUCUUGAGUCUCAGCACCAGCCCCCAGCUCACACGUUUUACGUGGUCUCUUCCCGUUAGGCCCUUCUUGGAUAUGGACCUUACCUAACUAAAGGGCUGAACUCUGGAGGACACUCCUCCCAGGGGCAGGAGUCGAUGAACCAGUGGCCCUUUUCUGGACACUGGGUUCUUCAGAGUCCACGGCUUCUGUUGAAUGCAGACUACUUUGCUCUGUGUAAAUGACUGUGGACCUUGUCCCACCCCUCAUCCAAGUACCCUUGGCAGAAAACAGUCUGGUUUCUCAUCCUACCUUCAGCCUGUGCUCCUGCCGGCUCCUCCUCCAGGAGAUGGGUGACCCCUGGGAAGAUUGCGCUGGCCCUCCCCGAGGAAUGAAGAGUCCUGAGAGCCAGGGUGGUACUCUUUAGCGGUUCCACAUGGCAGCCUUGGCCCCUGCACCCCUCUCCAGUGUCCUCGCUCUUAGCCCAGGGUGAGUUGCAGUCAGGUGGGUGGGCUAAGCAGACCAGAGGUCAUGGAGCUCCGAGACAGAGCCAGCCAGACCCAGUCCUGUCUGUGUCCAUGCCCUUUGUGAUUUCAGUCUUGGUAGAAUUUGUAUUUGGAGUUUUGUGCUUCAAACUUUCUGUUUUGUUUGUUUGGUUUUUGUUUUGAGGGGGUGGGGGGUACAGAGCAGCCGAUCAAUUUGUAUUUAUUUAUUUUAACAUUUUACUAAAUAAAGCCAAAUAAAGCCUCUCA
Molecule: messenger RNA, 7870 nt
Organism: Mesocricetus auratus (golden hamster)
Lineage: Eukaryota; Metazoa; Chordata; Mammalia; Rodentia; Cricetidae
Gene: Phf21a
Product: PHD finger protein 21A
Exons: 20
Coding region: 1515-3608 (697 amino acids)
Biological process (GO): negative regulation of transcription by RNA polymerase II
Cellular component (GO): histone deacetylase complex
Molecular function (GO): chromatin binding
Source: RefSeq, a predicted model, not a curated record